AUGGGUGCUGGUGGACCUGAUGAUGAAGAAAACAGAUGGCCUCCAUGGUUGAAACCUCUGCUGAAAGAGCGUUUCUUUGUUCAAUGCAAGAUGCACGCUGAUUCACAUAAAAGUGAGUGUAACAUGUACUGUUUGGAUUGUAUGAAUGGUGCUCUUUGUUCUCUCUGCCUCAAUUAUCAUAAAGAUCAUCGCGCUAUUCAGAUAAGGAGGUCUUCGUACCAUGAUGUGAUUAGGGUGAAUGAGAUUCAGAAGGUGUUGGACAUAUCUGGAGUUCAAACCUAUAUUAUCAAUAGUGCUAGGGUGGUGUUCUUGAAUGAGAGGCCUCAGCCAAGGCCGGGCAAAGGUGUGACCAACACUUGUGAAGUCUGCGAGCGGAGCCUUCUCGAUUCGUUUCGAUUCUGUUCUCUUGGUUGCAAGAUUGUUGGAACAUCGACGAGUUUCCAGAAGAAGAACAAGUUAGCUACCAUGAUAUCAGACUCAGAGGAUUCGUACAGCAGCAGUUGCAGCCAUGGAAAACUGAAGAACAACAUCAAGGUGCAAAGCUUCACUCCUUCAACACCACCACCAACUUCAGUUAAUUACAGAACAGCCAAAAGAAGAAAGGGAAUUCCACAUCGUGCACCAUUGGGAGGACUAGUCUUGCAAUACUAG
This is a messenger RNA of Lathyrus sativus (Indian pea), 651 nucleotides long. The record is from the annotation of a GenBank genome assembly. Lineage: Eukaryota; Viridiplantae; Streptophyta; Magnoliopsida; Fabales; Fabaceae.